This is a messenger RNA of Anopheles stephensi (Asian malaria mosquito), 2061 nucleotides long. It is a transcript of the gene eIF1, whose product is annotated as eukaryotic translation initiation factor eIF1. The transcript has 3 exons. Gene Ontology annotation, molecular function: translation initiation factor activity; RNA binding; ribosomal small subunit binding. NCBI's taxonomy places the organism in Eukaryota, Metazoa, Arthropoda, Insecta, Diptera, Culicidae. Bases 454 to 786 code for a protein of 110 amino acids. The record is from RefSeq and is a predicted model, not a curated record. Gene Ontology annotation, biological process: translational initiation. Gene Ontology annotation, cellular component: eukaryotic 43S preinitiation complex.
CAACAUGGCGGCCCAGCAGUGUCAGUGCAUGCGGACGACCUUGCCGAAGUGCAAACGAAACGGUCAAGAGUUGGUUCGUCGCAGUUGCCCUUCCAUUGUUAAAAUAGCACUCGCUCGGAGCGGUACAUUCAAGUUGUUCAGUGAUUGCCUUAAAGUAGCACAUCCACCUCUCUCUCUCUCUUUGUCUGUCUCGCGCGCCAUCUGCCGUCGCACGCUAGUUCGCGCGCUCUCGCUCUCACCAACGCAAGCAAACGAACCUUCCAGACCGACGACCAUCAUCGCAGCAACUCCUCGUGAGGAAGAAACGCGUGAAUAGAAAACCGAUCGAAAAUCGCACGCGUCCCAGCUCCGUGCAGUUAACCCACAAACGCUCCCUCAGCCAAAGGAAACUCAGCGUUAAACGCUAAGCGAAGCGCGUUACUUUUCUUCACUUGUGUCUAUUUUGUUUAUCGUAUGUCCAUCCAGAAUCUUAAUACAUUUGACCCAUUUGCUGAUGCAAUAAAGGGUGCAGACUAUGAUGUGCAGGACGGUCUCGUGCACAUAAGAAUUCAGCAGAGAAAUGGUCGCAAAACGCUAACCACUGUCCAGGGAUUGUCGGCCGAGUACGACCUGAAGAAGAUCGUGCGAGCAUGUAAGAAGGAAUUCGCAUGCAAUGGCACAGUAAUUGAGCAUCCCGAGUACGGCGAGGUGCUACAGCUGCAGGGUGACCAGCGGGAGAACAUUUGCCAGUGGCUAACCAAGUCCGGGCUCGCAAAGCCGGAUCAGCUGAAGGUGCACGGUUUUUAAGUCCCGAAAUUGUUGCCGCCGCCUAUCCACCACCACCACCACCGCCACCUUCCGUUUGCGCGUGCUCGUGUGUGUGUGUGUGUAACGUGUGAAGAGCGUGAAACAAUAGUAGGAGGGGAGAAAACAAGAAGAAGAAGGCGAACCAAAAACAACCACACACACACACAUAUUGGAAAAGGAUCACACAGUGCUGAUUGUCGUCUUUAUCGUCGUCGUCAUCAUCAAGCUAUAUCCUGCCCAACUGCCUGACCUUUCCUUUGGUGUGAUAGCCAUUCACCUUUGUACCUCCCGACCGCUUGUGGCACCAGCGCCGGUUUCCUACUGCUUCACAUCGACAUCCGUGGCACCACCGCUACUAGCCGCCACCGUGUCCCGUGCUAGAUGAUUGUAAAUUCUCUCGUCCCAGAUUCUCAUCUUUCUCACAUGUUGUCUUACUAAACGGUUCCAAAUUACAAUUGUCAUCAUCAUCCACAACUCGAUCCUUGAACACCGCAACACGAUCCUUCUCCACCAAAAAACACGUGCGUCCUUCCCUCUCUCGAACGGUGCUUUCCAGUAUAACACACAGCCGCUCCUCCAUCUAGCAGUUGUCGUUUUCAUCCAAUGCUUGUUCCCAUAGCGCGUGCAGAGCUAUAUCCGGGUGCAGCGCCAACGGUCGGCCAGUGGUCGCCGAGCAACGGUGGUCUGUAGUAACCCGGCGCGUCCGUUUGUGCCAGCAGCCAACAGUGGCGUGAAAUUGAUGUGGGCCGCGCAGGCGGCCUACUCAACCAUGACCGCUUACCGGUGUCCAGCCUCUGUCCGAUGGAAACAUAGGGCAGAGGGGUACCGAGUGCGCGGCGUACGGGCGUAACCGAGCGAGCGAACGGGCAGAAGGGAGAGAGAGAGAGAGGUGCAUGUGUGUUGUGGUGGUUGUGUGCCGCGUUCGAAGAGAGCGUGUGCUGCUGCGGCCAACAUACAUAAAACGAAGAACAUCAUCAGGGCUAAUUAUUGAACGUCGUUAUUAACAUCAAGUAACAGCAGCAACAACAGACGCGGGGUGUAUAUGUGUGUGUGCGGGGUGUGGUGUGAUGAGGAUGAUGUGCGCAACCUUUCCGUCAGCAAGCAUCGUCGUCAUCAGGCCUUUUCCCCCACCCAUCCCCAAAAGGAGAACACUGUCUUCAGGAGUUUGCCGCGCGUUAUACACUUUUGUCACCUUAGGAUCGAAAUAAUAUGAUGUAAAGCAAACGAACACAUAAACAAAAUACAAUAACAUAGCCAAAAUCAGAAAAAAAAAAA